AAUUCCUUCCGAUUCGUGGUUGAUAGAUUGUAGCAGGUUGUGUCCAGUGCACAGUAAAAUAAUGUCCAAAUACAAAGAACUUACCAAACUUACGACGACGUACGCGCGCCGAAUGAACUACCUUUCGAACCGGAUCUUUGGUGAAGUGGCCCGUCCAACGAAUUCCCAAUCCAUGAAGGUGGUCAAGAUGUUCAGCGAAGAACCGAUUCAUCAGCGGGACUACGUCGUGAACUGGUAUCCACGGCACGUUGAAACACACCUUCUUGCGAUGAAACUUCGCGAGUACGGCCUGUUCCGGGACGAACAUCAGGAUUUCAAGGAGGAAAUGAAGCGAUUACGUGCGCUUCGUGGAAAAGCGCCACCGAAGAAGGGCGAAGGAAAACGUGCGAAAAAAUAAAUGUGUUCCGUCGACACAUGAAUUUUUGUGUUGCAUUUGCAAUCGUCGCCAGUGCCAGUGCAUGGAUUGUACAUUAAAUAUAGGAUCAAUUAAAGAA
This is a messenger RNA of Anopheles moucheti, 494 nucleotides long. RefSeq names its product 28S ribosomal protein S33, mitochondrial (gene mRpS33). Gene Ontology annotation, cellular component: mitochondrion. The record is from RefSeq and is a predicted model, not a curated record. The transcript has a single exon. Bases 62 to 397 code for a protein of 111 amino acids. Lineage: Eukaryota; Metazoa; Arthropoda; Insecta; Diptera; Culicidae.